AUGCCUGAAGGAAACAUGGAAUCUUUGGCAAGAAACAUCCGUCUCGUAACAAUGAACCGCCGGUCACUGUCAAGUGAACUCCAAAAAGCCGCACUGUCCAGACUCCUGCUGUAUCUUCAUGCACCGUUUACUGCAUUGCAAGAAACACGCAUCAGAGAUCGCUCCAUCAUCAAUAUCGACAAUUAUACCAUCCACCGCGACGAUGCUGAUGAAAGGAAAGUACGAGGCUGUGAGACAUCUGUGAGGAACGACUACAAUGACUCGGUGGACGAGUUUGGAUCAGCGUCGCCAAGAUGCGCUUUUGUACGACUGCAGGAUCGCAGAGGACUUUGA
Necator americanus (New World hookworm) is the source of this 333-nucleotide messenger RNA. RefSeq lists its product as uncharacterized. The transcript has a single exon. The coding region runs from base 1 to 333 and encodes 110 amino acids. Lineage: Eukaryota; Metazoa; Nematoda; Chromadorea; Rhabditida; Ancylostomatidae. The record is from RefSeq and is a predicted model, not a curated record.